Molecule: messenger RNA, 6462 nt
Organism: Drosophila subobscura
Lineage: Eukaryota; Metazoa; Arthropoda; Insecta; Diptera; Drosophilidae
Product: polyhomeotic-proximal chromatin protein
Exons: 6
Coding region: 234-5612 (1792 amino acids)
Cellular component (GO): nucleus; PRC1 complex
Molecular function (GO): protein binding; zinc ion binding
Source: RefSeq, a predicted model, not a curated record
UACCACUGUGUAUGUGUAUGUGCGUUUUGUGUUUGUUUAAUGUAAAAAAAUCAAAUUAAAAGUUAAAGAAACUCAACGAAAAGGCCACGGCAAUAUGCUAUUAUUAAAAAAAACAAGCAGAACCGCCGCCGUCGCUGCCGCAAACAACAGAACGCUGCUGCCUCUGCCGUCGCCACCGCCGUCGUCGCAUGCAUAACUUUAAUUUUUUAAAUAUAUUGUUUUUAUUUUGAAUAAUGGAUCGUCGUGCAUUGAAGUUUAUGCAGAAAAGAGCGGACACAGAAAGCGAUACAACAACAGUAACAACACCAGGAUCCUCUUUAGCACCAGCUCCAGGAACAGGAGGUGGCACACUUCCUCUGAAGGACAACUCGAAUAUUCGCGAAAAGCCCCUGCACAACAGUAACAACAACAACAAUAGCCACAACAAUAACAACAACAACAAUAACGGCUCCCAGCAACAGCCCAGCAAGCAGCACGAACGGCCCCUGAAGUGCCUGGAGACGCUCGCGCAGAAGGCGGGUAUUACCUUUGACGAAAAAUACGAUGUGGCCAGUCCCCCGCAUCCGGGUAUUGCCCAGCAGCCGUCAUCGACACCAAACGCAGCCACAGCCCAAGCCCAUCGCAACGGAGGAGCCAAAACAGGCGCCGGAACACCACCCACUGCUCGUCGCCACGCACACACACCGGUCACGCCGAACACCGCCAACACUCAAAACACUACCAGCAGCACCACCACCACCCCACAACACCCUCGACACAGCAGCACCAGCAACAGCCUCAGCGGCAGCAUCAGCCACACAAUGGAGAAGUCACAGAGCCCGGCCCAACAGGUGGCGUCCGCCACGACGGUGCCCCUGCAGAUCUUACCGGAGCAGCUGCAGCACUUCUACGCGAGCAACCCGUAUGCCAUCCAGGUAAAGCAGGAGUUCCCCACGCACUCGGCCGGCACCACCACCACGGAACUGAAGCAUGCGACAGGUCUGCUGGACGCCAGCCAGGCGAGCCAGUUGCAGCAGAUGCAGCUCCAGCAGCUGACGGCGGCGGCAGCCGAUGCAGCCGGAGGAAACGGCUCUGCAGGUGGCGGAGCAGGAGGAGGAGGCCAGGGCCAGGGUCAGGGCGGAGGCGCACCCAGUCCCGCGAACCAGCAGGGACAGCAACAGCAGCAGCAGCAGCACUCGACGGCCAUCAGUACGAUGUCGCCGAUGCAGCUGGCGGCAGCCACCGGCGGAGUGACCGGCGACUGGUCCCAGGGUCGGACCGUGCAGCUGAUGCAGCCCUCGCCGGGAUUCAUCUACCCGCAAAUGAUGAUCUCCGGCAACCUGCUGCACUCCGCGGGCCUCGGCCAGCAGCCCAUACAAGUGAUCACCGCCGGGAAGCCGUUCCAGGGCAACGGCCCCCAGAUGAUCACCACCACCACGCAGAACGCCAAGCAGAUGAUCGGGGGGCAGGGCGGGUUCGCCGGCGGCACCUACGCCAUCCCCUCCAGCCAGUCCCCGCAGACGCUGCUCAUCUCGCCCAAUCUGGUCAACGUCAUCUCCCACUCGCCGCAGCAGCAGCAGAGUCUCUUCCAGUCGAUGGUCGCCCAGCAGCAACAGCAGCAGCAACAACAACUCAACGCCCAACAGCAGCAGCAGCAGCUGACGGCGGCGGCAGCGGCUCAGCAGGCGGUGGCCAUGGCCAAGGCAGGAGUGGGAGUAGGCGCCGAUGGUCAGGGCAAGAUGCAGGCGCAGAAGGUGGUCCAGAAGGUGACCACCACCACCAACACGGUGCAGGCUGCGUCGGCAGGCGCUGGGGGGGCACAGGCGCAGCAGCAACAGCAGCAGCAGACCACCACCCAGCAGUGCGUCCAGGUCUCGCAGUCGACACUGCCCGGCGUGGGAGUGGGAGUGGGUGUGGGCGUGGGCGGGCAGCUGCUGAAUCCGCUGGGCGGUGCCGGCGCGGGCCAGGCGCAGCAGAUGCAGCUCGGUCCCUGGUUCUGGCAGAACGGCCUGCAGCCCAUCGGCUCGAACUCCUUCAUCCUGCGGGGCCAGCCGGACGGCACUCAGGGCAUGUUCAUCCAGCAGCAGCCCACCACGCAGACCCUCCAGACCCAGCAGAAUCAGAUCAUUCAGUGCAAUGUGACCCAGACACCUACCAAGCCUCGCACCCAGCUGGAAGCGAUGGCAUCCAAGCAACAACAGCAGCAGCAGCAGCAGCAACAACAACAGCAGCAACAGCAGGCGGCGGCCAACAGCCAAGCGCAGCAGCAGCAACAGCAACAGCAACAACAACAGCAGCAGCAACAACAGCAAUUGGCGGUGGCCACGGCCCAACUGCAACAACAGCAGCAACAGCAACAGCAACAGUUGACGGCCCUGCAGCGUCCUGGAGCACCGAUUAUACCCCACAAUGGGACGCAGGUGCGCCCGGCCAGCUCCGUGUCAACGCAGACGGCGCAGAACCAGAACCUGCUCAAGGCCAAGAUGCGGAACAAGCAGCAGCCUGUCCGUCCGGCGUUGCCGGCCCUCAAGACGGAGAAUGGUCAGGUGGUGGCGGUUGGCGCGGUGCAGAGUAAAGCACUGGGCGUGGGCCAGCACAUGGCUGCCGUCCAGCAACAGCAGCAGCAGCACCAGCAGCAACAACAGGCGAACCUCCACCAGGUGGUCACCGCAGCGGGAAACAAGAUGGUCGUGAUGAGCACGGGCACGCCGAUAACCCUGCAGAAUGGCCAGACCCUGCAUGCAGCCACUGCGGCCGGAGUGGACAAGCAGCAGCAACAGCAGCAGCAGCUGCAGCUCAUGCAGAAGCAGCAGUAUCUGCAGCAGCAAAUGCUCCAACAGCAGAUAGCUGCCAUCCAGAUCCAGCAGCAGGCGGCAGCCCAACAGCAGCAGCAACAACAGCAGCAGCAACAACAGCAGCAACAACAGCAGCAACAACAGCAGCAACAGCAACAGCAGCAGCAGCAGGCGGUUGCCCAGGCGCAGCAGGAUCAGCGCCAACAGGUUGCACAGGCACAGGCGCAGGCCCAAGCUCAGGUACAGGCGCAGCAACAUCAACAGCAGCAGGCACUGGCUCAGCAAAUACUCCAGGUGGCGCCCAACACCUUCAUCACCUCCCACCAACAGCAGCAGCAGCAGCUCCACAACCAAUUGCUGCAGCAGCAGCUCCAGCAGCAGGCGCAGGCCCAGGUGCAAGCUCAGGUUCAGGCACAGGCACAGCAGCAACAGCAGCAACAACAACAACAGCAGCAGCAACAACAACAGCAACAACAACAGCAACGGGAGCAGCAGCAAAACAUCAUCCAACAAAUUGUGGUGCAGCAGGCGGGUGGGGCGGGUCAGCAGCAGCAGCAGCAACAGCAAACGCAAGCGGGACAAUUGCAGCUGAGCAACGUUCCCUUCUCGGUGUCCUCGACUACGACGCCCGCAGGUAUAGCCACCUCGAGUGCCCUCCAGGCCGCCCUCUCGGCCUCCGGCGCCAUCUUCCAGACGGCCAAGUCGGCCAGUAGCAGCUCCUCUCUGCCGACCAGCAGCGUAGUGACAAUAACAAACCACUCAGCGGGUCCGCUGGUCACAAGCAGCACGAUGGCAGCCAGCAUCCACCAAGCCCAGCUCCAGCAGCAGCAACACCAACACCAACAACAGCAGCAACAACAACAACAGCAGCAGCAGCAACAGCUAAUCUCCGCCAGCAUUGCAGCAGCCACACAACAGCAUCAACAACAACAGCAACAACAACAGCAGCAGGGACCACCCGCUCUGGCGGCUGCGUCGCACUCGCCCGCCACAAACCCCAUAAUGGCCAUGACGUCCAUGAUGAACGCCACAGUUGGACCUGUCAGCAGCAGCGGUGUGAUGCCCUCUCCGGCAACGCUGGUCGCGUUCAGCGCUGCCAGUGGAGGUAGUCAUCCGGCGACACCCACCAAGGAGACGACGCUGAAGAUGCCCACACCCACCGCCACCCUGGUGCCCAUUGGGUCACCUCUGAACAGCAGUGCCGCUAGCCAGGAUCACCACCAGCAGACAUCGUCUGUCAACACCACGCCCAAGUCCGCUGCAAGCGGCAAUGUCAGUGGCAGUGCCAGUGCCACAGCAGAAGCCAGUAGCUCCACGAGUGACUCCAGGGUAAAUGGAGAGGCCCCGGAGGCGUCUCACAGCAGCACCAGCACCAGCAGCAGCACCACCACCACGCCCACGAAGGCCACCACUACAAGGCAGAGCAAUGUGGUGCUGCCCACAAGUAGCUGCAGCACCACCAGCAGCACCACUAGCUCCACGCACAGUGGGAAGGAUGAGGGCAAGGGCGGAGCGGCAACAGCUACGAGCAUCAGCAGCGGACCUUCGACGCCAACCACGACGACAGUCAGCAACGGGAUUGGGCUAGGCAGUCUGGGCAGGACAGGGAGCACCACUGUGACAACCACAACGACGACCACCAGCAGCAGCACUGCGACGACUACACCCACAACAACAACAGCAACUACAACGAGCAUCAGCAAUGGGAGCAAUGGGAGCAAUGGGAGCAAUGGGAAGGAUCUGCCGAAGGCAAUGAUCAAGCCCAAUGUGCUGACCCAUGUCAUCGACGGAUUCAUCAUCCAGGAGGCCAACGAGCCCUUCCCUGUGACGAGGCAACGCUAUGCUGACAAGGACACCAGCGACGAGCCGCCAAAGAAAAAGGCUGCCAUGCAGGAGGACUCGAAGCCAUGCGGAAUAGCCACUGGAACUCCAACCACAACCACAACAACGGCAACAACAACCCCAACCCCAUCCCCAACAGCAGGCAGUGCGACGGACAUGGUGGCCUGCGAGCAGUGCGGCAAGCUGGAGCACAAGGCGAAGCUCAAGCGGAAGCGCUUCUGUUCCCCAGGCUGCGCCAGGCAGGCGAAGACUGGCGUCGCAGGCAUCUCGGCAUCCAGCGGAGUAGGAGUGGGAGUGGGAGAGAGCAAUGGAAUGGGAAUGGAAAUGGAAAUUGGAGGAAUUGUGGGAGUGGAUGCGAUGGCGCUGGUGGACAAACUGGACGAGGCCAUGGCCGAGGAGAAGAUGCAGAUGCAGACGGACGCACUGCAAGCGCUGCAGUCCGCGCCGCUGUCCCUUAUGCCAUUGUCAAGCAACGCGGAGCCAUUGCCACUGCCACUGCCAGUGCCACUGGUGUCUUCCUGCCUUCCUGUCCUGCCAGUCAUGGCAGGCACCCCCGUUCCAGUCCCUCCCCUAGUUGCAGUCGCACUCACAGUUCCGGCUCCCGCUCACGUGGCCCUGCCUGCGGCUCCGUCUCCGGCUCCCACACCUCCUGCAGCAGCGGUGGCGCCCCAGCCUCCAGUGCCAGCAGCAGCAUCCUCAUCUUCAUCCUCGAGCGGAGGCGAGCGUUCGCCCAUCUGCAACUGGAGUGUGGACGAGGUCGCUGACUUCAUACGGAAUCUGCCGGGCUGCCAGGACUAUGUGGACGACUUUGUUCAGCAGGAGAUCGACGGGCAGGCGCUGCUGCUGCUCAAGGAGAAUCACCUGGUGAAUGCCAUGGGCAUGAAGCUGGGCCCCGCCCUCAAGAUUGUUGCCAAGGUGGAGUCCAUGAAGGAGGUGGUCCCGGCGCCGGGCUCUGGCGAUUCCAAGGAGGCAACGGCAGCGGGAGGAGCUCAAUAAUAUCAGCCCGAUGCUCCAGUCGAUGCCAUUGUCGAUGCUGACGAAGAGGGAAUGCCCAUGCCCCCCUACGCGACAUCUCCGCCACCAUUCUCGCUACUCCGCCUCCGGCUUACGUACGGAUCGAAGCAGCGAGGCGAUCGAGGCCAGAGUGAAGUGUCAGAGGGAACUGGACUGCGAUGUGAAGACGCAUCCUUGCCGGUGGACGUGAACGUGGAAGUGGAAGAGGCAGAGGCGGAGGCGGACAGGCAGCUGUACACCCGGUCCAACCAGGUGCUCCGCCAACAGCAGGCACAGGGCUGUCGCCAUCUGUAUACUAUAGAGCAUAGACUUAGCAGCCGAACGGACAGCCAAUUGUCCUUCCAUCAAUUGUACAGAAUUCCAGACAUUUAAGAGACUCUAGGCGCAUACACCUACUGCAAAAUCAUACUAUUACAUAUAUAAUUAUACAUACAAUUGUACAGAUAGCGACAGAUUUAACUUUUAGGCUUACAUUUAUUUAUUCGAAAAUUGUAAAUUCAACAUUCAACAUUGUGACAGAGCAUAGGAUAUCGAUCACCUGAACUAUAAUUAACUGCAUACGGUUAUGCAUAUAGAAUGUAACUAUUUAAAUUCUAGCAUUAAGUCAAACCUAUUGUGUCGUCUUUUGCGCUAAACCGAGCUCACUCACACUACAUUUACAUACACUACAUAAAUAAGUUUAAAGUUUAAACAAAACUCAAAACUGACAACUAAAACUCAUCCACGUUCUGUACAGCUUCUAGAACUAGUAUUUACAAAAUGUACCCUAGGUUCCAGUAUUUAGUUGUAUUUAUUAUUAUGCCUAAUAAGUUUUUUUUUUUUUACAACAAAA